Messenger RNA from Parastagonospora nodorum SN15, 1122 nucleotides. RefSeq lists its product as hypothetical. The record is from RefSeq and is a predicted model, not a curated record. NCBI's taxonomy places the organism in Eukaryota, Fungi, Ascomycota, Dothideomycetes, Pleosporales, Phaeosphaeriaceae. Gene Ontology annotation, biological process: prolyl-tRNA aminoacylation. Gene Ontology annotation, molecular function: proline-tRNA ligase activity. Bases 1 to 1122 code for a protein of 373 amino acids. Gene Ontology annotation, cellular component: mitochondrion. The transcript has a single exon.
AUGAAGGACCUCUACACAUUCGACUCUAAUCCCUCCGCCGCGCUGGAAACAUACGAAGCAGUCCGCUCAGCAUAUACCGCCAUCUUUGACGCACUAAAACUGCCAUACCUCGUCGCUGAUGCCGAUUCAGGCAACAUGGGCGGCAAACUCUCUCACGAAUACCAUUUCGUCUCACCCAAAGGCGAAGACAACGUCUGGUCCUGCAACACCUGCACCUACAUCGCCAACGAAGAACUCGUCACAAAGCGAGUCCUCGAAGAUGACUCCACCACCGACGAAGCAUACCCCCUCGUCUUUACCGGCAUAAGUACCGACCGCACCACCGCAAUCAACAUCUACGUACCCGAUCACUCCCCCACCCCCGCCUCUCCCGACCCAACCUGGGACUCCAUAGCACACUCCGUCAACCUCCACGCCGUCAAGCGCGCCCUUCCGCCCGGCAUCGACCUCGACACCGGCAUCGAAGCCAGCACCCUGCAAUCACUCUUAUCAUCGACAACGCAAUCCAUCACCAUCGUCGACGCCCAACUCGACAUUGACGACGACACCGCGGUUCAAGCAUCCGACCUCACGCCCACGCUCCCCGGCCACGCGUGUCCGAAAUGCGAGACGGGAAAACUCGACGUCGCAAAAGCUAUCGAGGUAGCACACACUUUCCACCUCGGGACGCGCUACUCGGAUCCCCUGGGCGCCAUUGUCUCCAUGCCCGACGGCAAGACGCGCGAAGCCGUGCAAAUGGGGUGUCACGGGAUCGGCGUGUCGCGGCUGAUUGGCGCCAUUGCGUCGCUCUUGUCUGACUCCAAGGGCUUGAAUUGGCCGCGCGUGAUGGCACCGUAUGAGGCUGCUAUAUUGGUUGCGCCGCAGAUUGAAGAGGGGGGCGCGGAGAGGGUGUAUGAUGCGCUGGACGGAGUGGAUGCGGUGCUGGAUGAUAGAGAGGGGAAGAGUUUGGGGUGGAAGUUAAGGGAUGCGGAUUUGAUUGGGUAUCCGGUUGUUGUUGUGAUGGGGAGGAGUUGGAAGGAGAAGGGGGUGGUGGAAGUACAGUGUAGGCGAUUAGAUGUCAAGAAAGACGUCGGGCUAGAUGAGCUGAAGAGCGAGGUUUCGGGCUUGUUGGAGCAGUUGUAA